UUCUCAGUUAUCAGUCAAGACAGAAACCUCAAGAUGACAGACAACAUUUCAUACAAAGGAUAUUUGAGGUUUGAGAAGAACGGGGAGGAUGAGGUGAGAAGGUUCAUGAUCUCCAAGGACAUGAGCAACAACUUCAACAACUUGAAGGAGAAGCUAGUUGUUGUAUUCCCUCAACUCAGUGGCAAGGAUAUCAGCAUCACCUGGACUGAUGCUGAUGGAGAUAAUGUUACUAUUGCUAGUGACGAGGAGCUGAAGAUUGCUUUGUCUGAGAUGACUGGAACCGUUAACAAGAUCAAUAUUCUAGUACAAGGUGAGAAGAAGAAUAAUGGUUCUACUAGAGAAAUCCAUCCCGGAGUGACCUGCGAUGGUUGCGAAGGGCCUGUAGUCGGAUGCAGGUACAAGUGCAUGGUGUGCCCUGAUUAUGAUCUUUGUGAAAGAUGUGAAGCCAAAGGUCUUCAUAAGGAUCAUAACAUGAUGCGUUUAUCUUCCUCUCAAGUACAAUGGCCUCGCCAUUUUUUCAAGCGUCUCCAUAAGAUUCAAGAGAGGAUGGACCUGAAAAUGAAGGAAAAGAAGGGAGAAGAAAAAGAGGAAGAUCAAAUUAAGUUUGCUGGACCAGGUGGAAGAGGAUGUAUGAGGGGUAGAGGAGGUAUGGGGGGAAGGGGAGGAAUGAGAGGAAGAGGUGGUAUGAGGGGCAUACACAAUGGCAUGUUUAUGGGUCCAAACCCAUUUGGAGCCAUGAUGCACGGUUGGAUGGGACCAGAGAUUGAUGAAGCUGCUUAUGCUCAAGUUAAUUCUGCACAUGAAGCUGCUCACAAAGCAGCUACUGAUGCUGCUAGUUCUGGCACUUCUGAUCCUAGCACUGCUAAUUUGAUGAACAUGGGAAAUCUUAUUGCUGCUGCUUUGGAUCCCUUUGAUAUUAAUGUUGAUGUUUCUGUGGAAACCCCAGAAGGUGUAUGUACUUCUACUUCUUUCUCUAGCACUGCUGCUUCUACUGCUGAGAAGGAAGAAGAAGCUAAAAAACCUACAUCUAAAGAUUCUACCCCUGAACAAGCCGUGGAUGAUGGUUGGGCAGUACCGGUUUGUACCCCGUUGGAAGAAUCUGCUUCUGCUAAAGCUGAUACUGCUACUGAAGCUGUCCACCAUCCAGAUCCUAAGAUCAAGGUGGCACUGGAGGCCAUGAUGAAUAUGGGAUUUAGCAAUGAUGGAGGUUGGCUGACUAAUCUUCUGGAGGCCAAGAAUGGAGAUAUUGGAAAGGUCCUGGAUAUGCUCCAACCUGUAAAGAAGGGGAAUUAAACAAGAGUUGAUAUUAGUAUGUGUGCAUAAACUGGAUCCAGAAAUUUAAUUCUUAUCUUAUCAUUAUAUAUAAAAAUUGUCAUAUUUAAUCUUAAACAAAUAAAAUAUAUGCUAGCAGAGUAAAA
Molecule: messenger RNA, 1418 nt
Organism: Eurytemora carolleeae
Lineage: Eukaryota; Metazoa; Arthropoda; Copepoda; Calanoida; Temoridae
Product: sequestosome-1
Exons: 1
Coding region: 34-1293 (419 amino acids)
Biological process (GO): endosome organization; mitophagy; aggrephagy
Cellular component (GO): amphisome; aggresome
Molecular function (GO): K63-linked polyubiquitin modification-dependent protein binding; zinc ion binding; protein kinase C binding
Source: RefSeq, a predicted model, not a curated record